This is a messenger RNA of Marasmius oreades (fairy-ring Marasmius), 1302 nucleotides long. RefSeq lists its product as uncharacterized. Gene Ontology annotation, molecular function: protein kinase activity; ATP binding. The record is from RefSeq and is a predicted model, not a curated record. Gene Ontology annotation, biological process: protein phosphorylation. Bases 100 to 1092 code for a protein of 330 amino acids. The transcript is spliced from 2 exons. Lineage: Eukaryota; Fungi; Basidiomycota; Agaricomycetes; Agaricales; Marasmiaceae.
GCCCAUAACACUCGUCAAUGCAGCAACCCUCUGAGCCUCGUGAGUACCAUUAGCUCAGCUGCAUCGCAAGUUGUUAUCCUCUUGUUUCGAUCGAAGCUUAUGAAAAUCGAGAUAUCCAAACGGUGCCUCGUGGGUGACGUUUUCGACAUGAUUUUCCUCUCUGGCGACUACGAUAUCCCAGAGAAGGUUCAAGACAUUGUCCGACCAUACAAAAGUUUCCUUGAUCUUCGCUAUUUCACUCCUCGAAAUCCCGUUCCGAUCCACGACAUGGAUGAACUCCCGAAGGAGCAGGAUUUGGACGACCUAAUCUCAAUCUGCCCAACAGCGCUAACGGCGCUCGAGUCAGCGAGGAUAGCAUCUUCUUCGGGCGGAUUUUUUCUCAACCUAGUCGUUGAAGAGCCCCUUCCCAUUGAACGUCUUUCACCAGAUGGAUACGCGCGAUUCAUGUCUCGAGAAAUAGUGGUUUAUCUAAAGGAACUUGACAUAACUAUCGCACCAUCCGGAAAUCCACACGCGCGUGUUGCUUAUGGGCGUCGUGGUAGGAAGAACCCAUUGUGGUGUAAACUUGUUUACAAACGUGAAUUACGGAUAUUUGCAUCACUCAAGCCACUCAAUCCGUCUGCUCAUCAUAUUGCCACUCUACUUCUUCGACCUUAUCUACUUCCUACCAACCAAUAUCUCAUUACAAUGCCGGACUACGGCCGGGACUUGGGAACCGUUGCUACUGAACGGCUCUGUGGAAGCACUAUUAAGAGACUCGCUUGGCAGCUUUGUCAAGCCAUCGAAUUUCUCCACUCUCAUGAUUUUUGUCAUCUCGAUAUCAAACCCCAUAACCUCGCAAUGAACGACGAAAGCCCAGAGAUGAAGGAGGCCUUGGAGGAAUUCGAAACUUUUCUUGUUCCUACGAUUCUGCAACGCAACCCUAACUUUGAAAACGGGAGAAGCGAAUCAUCCGGGCGAUACUUGGAGGAGAUUCAUCGAGGCGUGUUGACCAUCUGCUGGUGUCCGCUGGUCUUGCUGUUACUUCACGUAUCGUAUUUCACAACCCUCAUAGGAUCAAGUUGGAUCUUUGAACAUUUGGGUAUAAAUUAGUGGCUUGAAAUCGAAACAGGGACAGACUUGUGCGUGUGGCGAUCGUCCGAGAACUCCGAUCGAACCGACGAUGUAGCCGACUUGGUGGUUGAAAGAGCCCCAUUGAAGUUUGAACGCCCUAGUGGAGGGUACCAAGUAUCUUGUCGAGUCUCCACGAAUGCAUCGUGAGCGGCCAGGACAGGUCGGAGCCUACAUUACCCUCAUGUUCCG